Messenger RNA from Paramecium tetraurelia, 1189 nucleotides. RefSeq lists its product as uncharacterized. The record is from RefSeq and is a predicted model, not a curated record. Gene Ontology annotation, molecular function: metal ion binding. Lineage: Eukaryota; Ciliophora; Oligohymenophorea; Peniculida; Parameciidae. The transcript is spliced from 4 exons.
AUGAUUCGAAGGUGCCAAAUGUGUCCUCAGUUUGAACAAUGUCCGAAUGGAGAUUUGUGUGCAUUCUCACACAACAAAGUAGAAUAAGUGUACCACCCAAAUAGAUAUAAGAGCAAAUACUGCGUCUAGAACAAGGAUUGCGAGUAUGGGAUGUACUGUUCAUUUGCACACAACGAUCACGAAUUGCGAGUCCCCCAAAAACUAGAGUAAUUGGUGCAGGACAAAAAAUUCUGGAUGUUUCAUUAUAAAACAAUAUGGUGUCCAUACAUAGUAGGACAUGACCGAGCCACUUGUGUUUAUGCUCAUAAUGCGCAAGAUUUCAGAAGGGAUCCUCAAUUGCUUCAACCGAAGGAAUGUGCAAAUUGGAAUAAGACUGAUUAGAUUUCAAGGUACGAUCAAGGAGGCUGUCCUGAUCAAGAAAACUGUCCCAAUUGUCACGGCUGGAAAGAAUACGAAUAUCAUCCCUUGAUUUACAAGACAAAACCUUGUGCACAACCGAAUUGCAUCAAAAAAGAGUGUCCAUUCUUCCACAAUGAUUAAGAACGUAGAAUACCCAAGCAACAGAAUGAAAAGCAGUGGAUCAUCGAGGAACCCAACCCUCAGAAUUAGUUAAGAAUCCCUUACAAGUCCAACUCAAAUUAUCAAGGACCCAUUAUUCCAAGUUAUAUUCCUCAAGAUCUGAAUAGGGAGAAGAUGGAAGUUGGACAGCCUCUGGAGUUGUUCAGCUCGACUACCACUUCAUCGAAUCCGAUAUCGAGGAGAGGGUCGGAUUUCUCAGAUAGGCAGAAGAAGAAGUGGAACACUUAACGGAAACAUCAUCGUACUGCUCCUACUACGCCUGAUCAAAAAUAGUAGUAGUAAACGAAGAUGCCCUUGAUUAAAUAUUCUCGGAGGUUGUAAGAUGAGUUGUGGAAAAUAUCUGGGUCUGAUUUCAUAUUACACACUCUUGAAGGGAUGAAAAUCACUGAGAUGAGUUUGAUGCACAUGAAUGAGUUGAAUCUGCUCUCUUUGAACAUUAGUGAUUAGUAAAAGCAAUAUUUGAUAUAAGCCUUAUUCAAUAUUAAGUAGGAAAAGAACUACGAUGAACAACACGAUGACGAAUUAUUAAAAGAGAGUGCUGGGCAAUUUUGAAGUUUUGAAAUUUUGGUUCUUGUAUUUCAAUAUCAUUUAUUUUUCCAAUCUUAAUUCA